Drosophila kikkawai is the source of this 3756-nucleotide messenger RNA. RefSeq lists its product as uncharacterized. The record is from RefSeq and is a predicted model, not a curated record. Lineage: Eukaryota; Metazoa; Arthropoda; Insecta; Diptera; Drosophilidae.
UCGUUCAGUGUUCACUAUUCAGAUACAGAUACCAGAUACUCAGUCAGGUUCAGUUCGUGUUCGUGUUCAGUUCAGUUGAGUAGCGAAUCGGAGACGUUCGUGCUGCGUUGAUUUAAAACGGACAAAACUGCGUCUGCCCGAGCGAUUUAAUAUUUUAUACUUCAAACUAAAAAAAGAACACAAAAAAUAAUUUUUUAAAAAUUUCAAAUUACAAAUUUCACUCAAUGCAGACGGUUGUGCCGCGGAAGAAGUUGUGACUUGAGAAUUUCCAAGGAGAAAAUAAUCGUCGCGUUGGUUGUGAUCUGCAGCCGGAGAUCGUGGAACGUGAAAUAUUUGUAGAUUUGAAGCGCCUGAAAUUUUCGAAGAAAUAGCAAAAUCUGCUAUAGUUUGUGGAGCUACUAUCAGAAUUUGUUGGCCUUUAUGUCAAAUAUAUUUUCAAAGACUAGUUUGUCCAAAAGGCCACACGGCGAAAAUUUCUUAAGCCCUCUGGGCCACCUACUAGGUUUCUUCGGGCGGAGAGGAGAUCGUACUCCACUGCGUGUUCCCAGAGUGAAAAGUGCGAGGAAGUCCGGAAUCAGAAUCCGCGACGCCAUAUUUGUCUUGUAACCUGAUCGAAAGCCCGUGUCUGUGUUCAGCUCCAGUGUGUGUGUGUCCGCGUGUGUGUUGGCCUAUAGACGUCUCGGCCAACGGAAGUUGGACGUUGGCGACUGUUAAAAGAACUCGACCCGAGAUUCACUUAAUUCCGACUAAAGCCUGGAUUGUAGAUCGAUAAUUAAAUUGCCCAAGUGAUUGCCUAGGUGCGCGGCCCCACCACCACCACCAUGCACCAGUGUACGUACGCCAGUGCUGGUGUAAGGCGCUAGUGUUGGUGCAAGUGCUUCUGUGUGCGCGGCAAGAAAUAGCCGCUUACCUAAGCGAAAAAGUUCUCUCUCAACGGCUUGAGAACCGAACCUGGUCACCGACACAGGCACAGUUAAAUACAUACACCAGCAGCCAGACAACGAAAUACCUGUGCACACGGACGUGGAUAGCACACGAAGCAAAACCAGAAAAUCCACAUUGCUUGAGCCCGCUUCCCCUUCGCCUCCCGUCACUCUUCACGACUAGUUUGGAUUCGUGCCUGAGUUUCACCAGCUACGAAACCUUCUCCACGGCGACUGUUGCUCUGCCACUGGGUCUGCUCAGCCGGACAAUGGGUGACUCCACGCCCAUCUGCCGCUGCCGCGUGCUCUACCUGGGAAGCGCCGUUCCGCGCCAGAGCAAGGACGGGCUGCAGGGCAUCCAGGAGCCGCUGCGCAGCUUGUACCCUUCGGAGGGGGCCGUGGGCGCCAAGGGCAUUGAUAGUUGGCUGAGCGUGUGGUCGAAUGGCAUUUUGCUGGAAAACGUUGACGAGAACCUCAAGCAAAUAACGCGGUUCUUUCCGAUCGAGUCGCUGCACUACUGCGCAGCCGUUCGCCAGGUGAUGAUCCCGGAGCGAGGCAACUCUCAUCCCGAGCCCAAGUUCCUGCCGUUGGACUCGCCCUUUGCACGAGCCCCGCGAGCCCAGCAUCCCCCUAUAUUCGCCGCCAUCCUCCGCCGAACCACCGGAAUCAAGGUGCUCGAGUGCCACGUCUUCAUCUGCAAGCGGGAGGCGGCUGCAAACGCUCUAGUCAGGUGUUGCUUCCACGCCUACGCCGACAACUCGUACGCCCGCCAGCUGGAGACGGGCGGCGGAGGUGGCAGUGGGGGAAGCAGCGUCUAUGGUACUCUGAAGAGCGCGGCUGGCAGCAAGUCCAACGGCGACCUGACCAAUGUCGGGCCGGCCAAUGGCGGCGGAAGCCACCAUCUCGCCCUCUCCGCCCAAGGCGGCUGGAGGUCGCGGGCCGGCAGCACAACGACUCUCAACAGUCUAGGGCGCGCCUCUAACGGCCACGCCCCCAACGGAUCCGCUCUGGGCAUGAACGGCGGCAGCUCUGGCAGCGCCGCAGAGGGUUACACAUCCGUCAAGAACUUUUACGGGAGCAGUGCUGACCUCAACGUGACUGUCGACGACGGAGAUGCAUCGUAUAAUGGAGAUGAAAACCACAAGGUGUGGAACGGAUCGCAGGACCAGUUGGACAGCAUCGGGGUCGUAGAGAGUCCAUACGAACUGUUCUCCGGCAACACGUCUACCCUGGGGAGGCCAUUAAGGGCGCGCCAGAUAAGCACACCCAUAGACGUGCCUCCGCCCCCCGUCAAGGAGGAGCGCAAGCCUAAACGAGAUAAGAAGUCGGCCAAGUCGAGCAGCAGCCAGAGCCUGUCGGGCACGCUCAUCCGUCCGAAGCCAAUGCACCCAGCAGCCCUGCAUCGCUCAGGAAUUCAGGGGCCAGUGGGACCUGGCAGUAUGAUCUACGGACCUCUCCCUGCUCACGGUCCCCACGCGGCCCGCUACCAUACGAUCAGCCAUCGCGGUUUCCCGCCAGGACCGACGGGACCUCCUCCCAGCCACCUGGCUCAUCAUCCACCCCCAAACCCGCAUGCCCACAACCCCCAUCAGUCGCAGUACCAGCACCAGCUUCACAUGAUGCACCACGCAGCACACCCGCAAUUGUGCGGGAUGCCACCCUUGCAGAUACCUGUACUAAUGCCGCAGCAGUACGCUACCCUGCAGCCUUCGCGCUCUUCAAGCAAGAAGAAAAAAGACAAAAAAAACGGCGGAACUGGCGGCGGAGUGCCCGUGGGCAUGCCCAUUGUGCCACCCAUCUAUGCCUACCAUCAGCAGCAAGCCAUGGUGUCGCCGCAGCAGUUGGCCCAGUCUCUGAUCGGAGAGACACGUCCGUUAGGAAAUUCCAGCCGCAAACUGGCGGCGUCGAUGGGUAAUGGACUAGACGACUCUGGCAACUCAGGCGCCGAGUCGCCUUCACCAGGCGGCACGGGAAUCUACAAGCGCAAGGGACAUCUUAACGAGCGAGCCUUCAGCUAUUCCAUUCGUCAGGAGCAUCGCAGCCGCAGUCACGGAUCCUUGGCUAGCCUGCAGUUCAACCCGCCUGACAUGAAAAAGGAACGUGAGAUUGCUCAAUUGGUUGCUGGUCUCGACCUCAACGACGGCGAACGGCCUAUGGGCAUGAACACUUUGCAAAGAAAGCAAGGAAUCAUAUCUAAUGGAGGGACACCAGUUUCGGGGGGCGGGCCCGGCCCGCUGCAGCAUACUCACGCUCACCCUACGCACCCACAUGCCAUCUAUGGUCCACUGGGGCCUGCCAGCAGCUUUGGGAAGCCGCGAAGAUAGAAGUGGUCUAUAGUGCUGCUGGGUAGAUCUACGUACUUUACAAAUAUAUAGGUUUACGCAAUGUUUAGCGAUGCUGGUCAAAUUAGAAAAGGGUGCGUAUACCUUGAUUAAACGAGUUGGCAGCCAGAUUGAGCCGGAUUGAGAAGACCACUGCGGAACAAAGAAGCGGAGAACUGGAGGAAGAUACCCACAUUGAAACCAAUUUUACAUAAAUGAAUAUGUGUGCCUUAUUAGGUUUAUACUAAAAGUAUAUGCGCUCGCUAGAAACCAUGUGUCUACAGAUACCAUAUUUUAAUCAAUAUAAUCAUACUGUAGAAUAUUAUGAUAAGACCACAAUUAGGAGGCGAUUCCAAAUGUUAUAGAUGCCCCCGCAUGGGAGACGGUUCUCCUAAAGAGCGAGUGAACACAUCGUUCUGACCAAGUUUGUGUCUUAACUUGUAACCCGGAUAGCUACCCCUAUUUCAUACAAAAACUGUAUGCAAUUGAAUAUGCACAAUAAAUACUUACAA